Molecule: messenger RNA, 8057 nt
Organism: Carcharodon carcharias (great white shark)
Lineage: Eukaryota; Metazoa; Chordata; Chondrichthyes; Lamniformes; Lamnidae
Gene: trim71
Product: tripartite motif containing 71, E3 ubiquitin protein ligase
Exons: 4
Coding region: 64-2187 (707 amino acids)
Biological process (GO): proteasome-mediated ubiquitin-dependent protein catabolic process; protein polyubiquitination
Molecular function (GO): ubiquitin protein ligase activity; zinc ion binding; protein binding
Source: RefSeq, a predicted model, not a curated record
UCCUCCUCGUCCUCCUGCUCGGGGAACUCGGCCGAGCUCAGCUGCCCCAUCUGCGAGCGCCUGAUGCCGGCCGCCGACAGCGAGGGGCUGCCGGCCGAGCUACUACUGCUCAACAAUCUACUGGACGUGGUGUCAGCGGCCGAGGACGAGCUGGAGCCCGCCGGCGGCGGCAACGGCAGGGGUCGGGCCCGGCCCAAGAGCUCGCAGGCCGGCUGCAGCUCGUGUGACGAGGGCGCCCCGGUCACCUCCCGCUGCCUGGACUGUGCCGAGUAUCUGUGCGAUCACUGUGUGCGGGCCCACCAACGGGUCCGCCUCACCAAGGAGCAUGUCAUCCACCGCUUCAGGCAGCAGCAACACUACAACCAGCAGCCUUUCCCCAGCCUGCCGCUCACACACGAACGGGUCAGCUACUGCCAGCAACACGAUAACGAAGUGAUGCGUCUGUACUGUGAUACUUGCACUGUCCCGAUUUGUCGAGAAUGCACAAUGAGCCGUCAUGUAGGGCACAGCUUUGUCUACCUCCAGGAUGCCGUACAGGACUCCAAAGAAAUUACCCUACAGCUGUUAGCAGAUGCACAGCAAGGCCGACAGGCAAUUCAGCUUAGUAUAGAGAAAGUCAGGGCCAUGGUGGAGCAAGUCGAGAUGAAAGCUCAAGUAAUUCGGUCAGAAGUCAAAGCAGUAACUUCACGGCACAAGAAGGCUCUGGAGGAACGUGAAUGUGAUUUGUUAAGAAAGGUUGAAAAGAUCCGGCAGAUGAAGGCCAAGACUCUGCACCUUCAGGUGGAAGCGCUGCGUGAGAAUUUAAACAGGCUAGAGAGCACUAUAGACUGUGUGCAGAAAGCCUUAUUGGAUGGGCGAGAUGUGGAUGUACUCUUGGCAAAAGAACAAAUGUUUGUCCAAAUCCAGGACUUGAAGAAACUUAGAAACCUCCUUCAACCUCAAGAUGACGACACACUUUCUUUCAUUCCACCUGAUGGUGUUCUGUACAAAGCCAUCAAGUCACUGGGCAUAAUCAGUAGCAGUGCCUAUGCCCCAAUAUCUACAGCUACUGGUGAGGGAUUGAAAAGGGCAUUACGUGGGAAAAUGAGCAGCUUCACUGUAAUCACCAAGGAUCACACUGGUGAAGGAAGAUCAUCUGGUGGUGAUUUGGUUGUAGUUGUUAUCAUGGGACCUGACGGCUGUCUCUUUCGCGCUGAUGUUCUUGAUCAUCAUGAUGGUACCUACACAAUUAGUUACUCCCCACAUCUAGAAGGAGAACAUGUGGUUUCAGUGACGAUUCGUGGCCAGCAUAUUGAGAACAGCCCCUUUCGAGUAAUUGUCAAAGCAGGUCGCAACUACACUGGAAUUGGGCUUCCGAUUUGUUCCUUUGGCGGAGAAGGAGAUGAAGAUGGACAGCUUUGCCGACCAUGGGGUGUUUGUGUCAACAAAGAAGGCUAUAUUAUCAUCGCUGACCGUAGCAACAACCGCGUUCAGGUGUUCACACCAAGUGGAACCUAUCACCACAAGUUUGGGACAGCAGGUGCCAGACCUGGGCAGUUUGAUCGUCCUGCUGGUGUUGCCUGUGAUCAAAAUUGUCGAAUUGUAGUGGCCGAUAAGGACAACCAUCGCAUUCAGGUUUUCACCUUCGAAGGACAGUUUGUCCUUAAGUUUGGGGAGAAAGGAAGCAAGAAUGGCCAGUUCAACUACCCUUGGGAUGUUGCAGUCAAUACUGAUGGAAAGAUCCUAGUGUCUGACACUCGCAAUCAUAGAGUUCAGCUUUUUGGCCCAGAUGGAAACUUUGUAAGUAAAUAUGGCUUUGAGGGAGCUUUGUGGAAGCACUUUGAUUCUCCUCGUGGAGUGGCCUUUAACCAUGAAGGACACCUUGUGGUCACAGAUUUCAACAACCACCGUCUGCUGGUAAUCCAUCCUGACUUCCAGUCUGCCCGCUUCCUUGGCUCUGAAGGCACAAGUAAUGGUCAAUUCCUCCGACCUCAGGGUGUAGCCAUCGACCAAGAAGGACGCAUCAUUGUGGCUGACUCCAGGAACCAUCGCAUUCAGAUCUUUGAACCAAACGGCAACUUCCUGUGCAAAUUCGGGACCCAAGGCAGUGGUUUUGGGCAGAUGGAUCGUCCGUCCGGAAUAGCCCUGAUGCCAGAUGGACUGAUAGUAGUCGUCGACUUUGGCAACAAUCGUAUCCUCUUGUUUUAAUAAUGCUGUGUGCUUUGUUUUUCUAUAUUGUGGAUUUGUUGCUCAGGGACAAUGUCUUAAUUGUUUUCCCUAGAGAAGACAGGUUUUUUUUUCUGUGCUGCAGUCAUCUACCUCAUGUUGGUAAAGUGUGAGCUGUGAGACUACUUCAAAACUACAUAAAUAUAUAGCAGACCUACCUCACUGCCUGCAGAUGUUGGGCUAACUUAAUGUUUGGAUGUUUCCAUGGAAUGUGCAAAUGUGUCCAGGCAAUUGGUGCCUUUAUGACCUGAAUCCAAAGACUUAUUUCUUAGUAUUAAAAUUGUCCUGUAGCUUUAUUUAAAAAAAAUCUCUCAGGUAGGAAGACUAUUGGCCACUUCUAUAGCCUAAAAAAUGGCCAUUUGUGGGUGACUGAAAGGCUUUGGCUGCCUACCUGCAUACAUUUUGUUUUCAGGGAUUAUUUGAUAUUGAAUAUCUCGUAUGUUUAGCCCUAACUCGUCUGAAUGUAGCCCUACGCUCCACCUGAAUGUAAACUAAAUACCUCUUUUUUUUUUUGUUUUUUAGGGUGUAAUGUUCUUUGGCCUGAUGCACAUAAUGGUGAACAUAGAAGUUGUUGAGGGUUCUUCUGAGUGUUUAUUUGGGGUAUUUGUGUAAGGAAAAUUUGGGUUGUCAUUUGAUACCCUGAAGAUCAAAGUAUAUUACCUGGGAUAAUCAAAUUAUAUUUACCUCAACUGCUACCUCAGGUACCGGUAUAAAAUCAAUUUCCUACUGAAUUGGUAGGCUGGAUUUGGUUUCAGAGGCAGUAUUACUUUGUGUUAGAAGUGUGAAUUGGCUGAUUUAAAAGACAGUAUCACUUUUUCCUUGGGUGUUGUUUAGUCUUGAUUGGGAAUCUGCAGAAAAAUGAGUUCAGGGUGGAGAAAGUCUACUGGUCCUGCUUUGGGAGUGGCACUGCUUCGAUGCACACACACUGUUACAGAUGCCAUAAACUGAAAUGAACACCUAACUUUGAAGAUCCAAUUGGUUCUCAUUGCCAAGCUUUCUAAAUGGGGAAGGUUUUUAAAUCAUCCGGUGCUUCAUUGAGAACUAAUGUAUUUGGAAGUGAUAGCUUUAUCACAAAAAUAUUGUAAAAUGCAUCAAGGAUUGAUCAGUUCUUUACUGGUGGGAUUUAGACAAUGGGGUUAUGUUGUCUUGUCCUUAUGUAGAAAAUAAGUCAGUUCUUUGGAGGGCAUUAUUGUAAUGGUUUGUGUGUGUCGUGCGCUGGAGCAGUAGUAACACUUGUAAAGACCCAUAAGGACGGGCAAUAAUUGCUGAUUGUAACAGCGCUGUUAUGUGAAUAUUCUGCCAGGAUUCUGGUUGUAUCUAAUAGUUAAGGAAAUAUAUAUAUAUGCUGUAGUGGUAGGAACAUUGGUAGAAUCCAUGGAUUUAUUUCCAGCUCUGAAUCUUCCAUUUUUCCUGUAGCCCAAAAGUGACCAAUUAGUUUAGAAAUGAGACGACGUCUCUUUAAAACUUUUAAAUUAAGUUUAUGCAAAUGAUUUCCUUCACAGCCUUCUCUUUAAAUACAGAUUUUAGGAAAAGAAAAAGUAUUUUUACAAUCUAAGAACUGCAGCAAAAAAACUUGACAUUUUACAGAAACCACACUGAAUAUUUUUGCAAAACCUAGAAGUGGUUAACACCAUAAAUUGUAUGAUUUUAACUCUGAGCCAGUUUCAUCACACCUGCUAAGAUACUCCAUUAGUAUUCCUGCCUUGCUAGUUUGGUGACCAGAGUUAAAGGCACAAUCCCAUUUCCAUUUCACUUAGACUGCAGCAUGACUGCAAAUGGCUACAAAAAUGACUCAUUCCAUCUUUAUAAUAAUGAGUGAGCAUUGCUUUUUGGGAAGGAAGGGGAUCCAAACAUUUAAAGCUGUGAAGAUUGGUGAUUUUCAAAUAUGGCACUGUUUUCUUCACUUAAUCAGAAGGCUGCGUGGCUUCAGUUUGGAUCAAAAGUGACAUGGUCAGUAUUGGAACAACAUAUCUAGGCCAGCUCCUCAAACCCAAGGGGCUUAAGAAUGAACAAAUGUAGUUGGACCUUACCUCAAUCCUUUGUCGUUCAGGGUUCAAAUGCAAGAGCGGCUGUUUAUUUAAAACUUGCAUCAAUUUGGCUGUUUUAUCAUUCCCCUGGCUGGUUGAAGCAAUGUCUUUCUUUUGAAUUCUUGGCAGGAUGGAAGGAAGGGUCAUGCUAGUCAGUAAAAUUGUAAUGGGAAAUCUGAAAUGAGGGGUAGCAUUAAUGUAAAUUGAGGUCCACAGCCCCCCUAGUGUGGGGAUGGUUGGCUGUUUUUGGUUAAUCUUCAGUAAGAUUGGAAAUUACUUCAGAAUUUGUGUAGAGCAGUCUCCAUUUAUAAAUGUUAGUACCCUACUUUAUUGUAAGCUCCCUAAUGGAUCUAUUUAGCUUUCAAGAUGAAACUGGCUAAUGUGCUGCUUCAGAUUGUAACAGUUGGUUGAAUAUGUCGUGGUUAGAUGUUGUAGCAUAGAAUGGCUUUUGUUUUACACAUUGGGAAAUUGUUCAUGAGCAGUGGUUAAUGAUUAAUGCAAAACUGUUAAGGGGCCCAUCAAUUUGAAAUACACAUUUAAACUGUCCAGCUUUUCAAGGAUGAAAUAGGCUUUGUCUUUAGAAUUAAAUAAAACACUACAAGGUCUAAUUCCUGUCAUUUGAAUGCUGUGCUCUUUAGCUUUGAGGUUUAUGCAGUUACAGCUUUGGGUGGACUGCCUUAGAGAUAUCCCUUGAAGCCAUGUUUUCCCCUUUUUAGCACAAAUUUAAAGAUACAAGCACAUAUUUGUCAGCCCCACUUUUGGGGUAUUUUUAAAGAUAGACAUUCAGCCUUCAAAAAAAAAAAUCAACUUUUCACACCAGGUAAAUCUGUUAUUACUGUAUUGAGUUCCCUUGGGAUAGCAAAAUAAUAAAUCUACAAACCAAAUUGAACCUUCUUAAAAAAAAAAGCCCUAAAUUUAAAUCUGUUCAAAAUAUGUCUUCUGUUACUGUGUUUGAGGUAUUGGUGUGAUGUAGGAUUCACAAUGGCCUCCUGGCUAGAAUAUUGCAGUUAUGAUAACUAGUUCAGUACUGUGCUUUUCCUGAUGGCUCAUGGUGAACUUUACUAGUAUAAAGUUUGAUGACCCCUCUGAUCAUGUUGCUUGUAAUGAGGUCGUCAGCUAAACAUUGGGUGGAAUGGUUGCUAAAAUCAUAACUUGUUUUUGGAUUAAUAUUUUGAACAUUCUUUUUUCAUGAGGCCAUAUUUUGAUAUGAAGCAUUAAGGGACCUUUUUCAGGUAUAAAACUUCAAAUUACAGGUUGAGUCCAGGAGGGACAAUGAAGCCCUUAUUUUAAAAAUUCACCUUUUUAAAUCUUUUCUAUUUGGCUUGUGUCUGUUAUCCAGUUGGUAACUUAAGAUGAUCUUCGUUUAGUUUUCUCUACAUUUUGAAUUGGCUAGGUCAGAGCUGUGAGUGUUCAAAACUCACAUUAUUUUCCAACUUUGUAACUGGACAAAUCCCCAAAGUCUGUUUAGCUUGAGUAUUCGCAAAACGAUUUCGCACAGCUUUACAAGCAAAUGCAGAGUUCACUAAAAGUGCUUAAUGGAUUAUGUUCACAAUUCUUAAACUAAUCAGGCACAGUACCUUACCUCAAAUAACCUCAGCAAAAGAUCAACUUGCAGAACCCCAAGAGGCCAAUUAAUUCAGAGACUAGGGUCUAAAUGAUACAUAAUUCUCAGGGAAGUGAUCCUACCAUCUCUGGAAGGUAAUAGGGGUGCAAGAUGUGGUUCUGGUGCCUUGUUAGGUAAUGGCUUUUGUCUACCUCGGUGCCUCUUUCCGCGGCAGCUUCAAACUACCUCAUGUUGGAACCCAAUUGGCUCACUUGCCAUUGGGUGAAUAGCUUGCACCGGGGGCUAAUGUGCAGUUUUUUUUUUGAUAUCGGGAUUUUAAUGCAACCCAUGAAUCAGCUGCUGAAAAGGGCAUUGAACAAAAGUAUAUGAAUGAUGGUUGGCGUAAAAACGUGACUGGUUUGUCUCCUCCAUCCACCUUUUUGAGAAUCCCAUUCAGCAUGCAGUUGGGAUCAUCAGUUUGAUAGCAUCUGAAGUUCAACUUAAAACACAAACCUUCUACAAUCUGAACACAACUCCUUCUGAACUUAAUGGGGGAUUAAAGUUGUUUAAAAUAUAGCAUUUACAAGUAUGAAAGACCACAUGUUCCCUGGCAUUUUUUAUCAACUUUGUGGCAUCAAAGGGAAGCUCCAGGAAAACUUCAUGGCAGGUGACUAGUUUUCAACCUAGCCCUGUUCUGUGUUGAAUGGUACCAUUCUAUAAAUAGUUAUGUAAUUUGAUUUAGUGACGACAUCAGGCAGGCCAAACAAAAACCUCUCUACCUCCUUUGUGCACAGAUGGAUUAUGUUAUACUUACAUAUAGUAUAGACAUACAUUAAAAAAUAUGGGAUGGCUCGUUCACAUUAACUUGGUAAACAUACUGCCCCAACAGGUAUUUAACCCUACUUUCACUGUUCCAACAUGUUUUUUCACUUCCAUUGUUGGGAGGUGAGAGGUUGGCAGCAAAUGGGUGAGCUUUGAUCAAAUGACUGGAGAUUCUCAUUAAGGUUAUUGAGUUGAUAACGUGGCAUUCCUCCUGUCUUCCUUUACUACUUUUCAAAUGCAGCUUGCACCAAAAGUGUGGGGCUGUUUAGGUUAAUUGCUGGAAAGAGGUGGCAAUGCCAUGCUUGGGGGCAGGGGAGGAGUCAGUGGUAAAGUAGGUUUGGGGAGCAGUUGAAUUAUCGUCAGUUUGGAUCUUCAUUCAUGUACAUACUUGCAAAGUAGAAGUUUGGUGAUUAAGGGCACUUGGAGUUUAUUUUCUAAGCUUGCCAGCAGAUUCAAAUUGAAGUCUUGCAGGGUUUGUUUGACCAAUUACAAUCCAGUGCAGUUUAUUCAAAGCUGAAUGAUCAGAGAUUUAAUAACCCGUUUCACACACCAAAUAGUUGGAUGUUGUUAAAAUGUAGACAAAGGAGUUGUUGACUUUUUCAUUGACAAAAUGUGACCCCAGCUGAUAGUGGGAGCACCUGAUGUGCUGUUUGUUUAAACAAAUUGUUUUUGUGAACUGAUUUUAUGAAGUGCUUAAGUUUUUUUUUAUAUUGUGAAACUGGGUUUCAAACCACUAGUUAAGCAGACUUUAUUCAAAAUUUAUUCUUGAGAAUUUAAGUGUCUGGUCCAAGAUCCAGAAAUCCUGGCUGAGAAGACGUAAUAUAUAGCUUAAAGAAGUUUUCGCUGUUUUCUAAAAACAGUGAAACCAAGUUCUGGGCUCAGAUUAUUUUACAGAGGCAGAGCUACAGUAAAAUCAAAUGUUCUAUUGAGUUGUGUAAGAAGUGAUUUUGCUUAUUGCCUCUGUUUUUCUUUUUCUAAUUUUAACUUUGUAGUCUGUGUUCUAGAUUAAGGGGAUAGCAUUAAAAUGUCUGGUGCAAGUGGUCAAAGGCCCUUUUCUCAAACUUAGACAAGUGCCUCAAAAUGACGGAGCCUGUUUCUGUAUUUAAAGAUGUCCGAGCAGUAUUGUUUAAGCUACUGUUGUACAACAACCCAGCAUUUAAUGUUCAUCGGUGGUUACCACUGCUUAAAGGAGGGGAAAUUGGGGUCCUAGACUACCAGAAAAGUGUUUGUUUUCAAAGAAAAUUCCUCUUGGGGUUGUCUUUACAGUAAGGUGACGGGUAAUUUUUUUGUUUCGCCCUUUUGUAUAAUUUCCCUCUAAUUGUAAGAUCCAGCCUCUGCACCAAAGAAUGAGGUUUACUGACCUGGAACACUUCUUAUUCCUGUGUGUUUGAAAGCCUAAAAAUUGAUGUUUGUGCAAUUUUUAUCUGGAUGAAAGUUCAAUAAAAUUUGUUUACAAUUGA